Molecule: messenger RNA, 2013 nt
Organism: Lepidothrix coronata (blue-crowned manakin)
Lineage: Eukaryota; Metazoa; Chordata; Aves; Passeriformes; Pipridae
Gene: TSHB
Product: thyroid stimulating hormone beta
Exons: 4
Coding region: 1461-1928 (155 amino acids)
Biological process (GO): G protein-coupled receptor signaling pathway
Cellular component (GO): cytoplasm; extracellular region
Molecular function (GO): hormone activity
Source: RefSeq, a predicted model, not a curated record
CCCUGAGGGGCCGGCGGCGCCCGCGGCGCUCCCGGUGCCGGGCUCCGGGUCCGUGGGGGAAGAAAACCCCUUUUAAUUGCCCUGAGCGCCGAGCAGGUGCCCGCGGUCAAGCCCCAGGCGAGCGCUCGGCUCCCCCGGGAUGUGUCAGGUGAAUGGCGGUGCUGCUGUGGAGGUUGGAGGGGGCGAGGGGGCCUUUCCAGAGGGACACGGGGACAGUGCCCAGGCAGAGCCCCGAACCAACCACACACGGUGUGCUAUCCCUGGAAGUGUUCAAGGACGGGCUGGACGGGGCUCGGAGCAACCUGGGAUAGUGGAAGGUUGAUCUUCAAGGAUGAUCUUCAAGGUCCCUUCCAACCCAAACCAUUCUGGGAUUCUACGCUGGCGUGAAAGCCCCUGCUCUGAGCUCAUUUCACUGCACUCUGCUAACAUUGGUGCUGGGGGGAACACCUUCCGUUUUAAUUUCAAAGACUUCUGCUGUUAUUCUCCAUCAAAACUGAAGGGAAUCGUCUUCUUGAGCAUCUGCUCUGUGUGUGACUGUGCAUCGCCAGUGACAGAUCCACGCUGGAUGUAAUUCAGCACAGUGAGCAGUGUCCCACUUGGCCGCCCACACUGGCGUUGGUGUCCUGCUCUCUCACCAGAUCAAACGUGCUGUGAAAAUAUUCUGUCAUCACACCGAGUUAUGGGAAUUCAACAAGUUAUUUUUUAACUCCGAGGCUCCUUAUGAAACGUGUUUGGAUUCGUAUGUGAUAUUCUGGGAGGAGAUGAGUUACACUAUUUACAAGAUGAACUGUCGUGACUUAAAAACCUUGUGAAACGACAUUUUCGUGCUAAAACAUGAUCGGAUGUAGUUUAGAACUACCCAUGGGAGUAAAGAAAAAAAAAAAUCAACAACUGGACUUUAAAGAAGUAAUUUUGCUUUCUGAGUCCUUUACCAUGCACCUGUACACAAACAGCUGAUGAGUUCUUGGCAUCAAAAGCUUCCACUUUGGCCACUAUAAAGGAAACCACAAAAACUCAAGAGUUUGAUAACCCACUGUGAAGUAAGAAGCAAAUAAGAGAGUUCCAAAACCAUUGCCAAUACCUUGGGCUUUGAAAAUUUUAAGCAGUUGAUUUAUUAAUAAAAAAUGCUAUUUUCACAUUAGCUGUACUUUUUUUUUUUCCUUCUGAAUUUUAUAAUCCUUCUAUACCAAUCUACCAUAAAGUAAUUUGUGCAGGGGUUUGACAGAUUCCCAGCUGGUGAUUUUAAUUUGCCACUAGGUAGCCCAAACUGUGGCGAAUUCACUGAUUCAGGUAAGACUAAAAUAAACAAUUACCUUGCACAUUCUUUAAGUUUUUUUAAUAUUUUGACAACCUGAGAAAGCUCACAUUUUUUAUCUUAGUUAAGCAGGAAGAAUGUAAUCAGAAUUUGAAACUCCAGGACGGGUUCUAUAUGUCGUGGAAACAAGAGUGACCCUGCUGUCAUGAGAAGCCUGCUCAUGAGACCACGAAGUUUUCAUGGUGUUGUGCUACUACCAGGGGCAGACAUGAGGCCUUUCUUUGUGGUGUCUCUCCUCUUUGGCCUGACUUUCGGACAAACAGCCUCACUUUGUGCUCCCUCUGAGUACACAAUCCACGUGGAAAAACGGGAAUGUGCCUAUUGCCUGGCCAUCAACACCACCAUCUGCGCCGGAUUCUGCAUGACUCGGGACAGCAAUGGCAAGAAGCUGCUGCUCAAGAGUGCUCUGUCCCAGAACGUGUGCACGUACAAAGAGAUGUCGUACCAGACAGCGCUGAUCCCGGGCUGCCCUCACCACACCGCCCCCUACUACUCCUACCCCGUGGCUUUGAGCUGCAAGUGUGGCAAGUGCAACACUGACUACAGUGACUGUGUCAGGGAGAGGGUCAGGACCAACUACUGCACUAAGCCACAGAAGCUCUGUACCAUGUAAAGCUUCCAGAGGAGUGUGAGUGAGAUGUGCUGCUCUGCUCACCACUAAGCAGAAAUAAAAGCGUGUUUCGUAUUGGGUUUGCAAA